Molecule: messenger RNA, 1949 nt
Organism: Homalodisca vitripennis (glassy-winged sharpshooter)
Lineage: Eukaryota; Metazoa; Arthropoda; Insecta; Hemiptera; Cicadellidae
Product: DNA repair protein complementing XP-C cells homolog
Exons: 6
Coding region: 173-1402 (409 amino acids)
Biological process (GO): nucleotide-excision repair; mismatch repair
Cellular component (GO): XPC complex; nucleotide-excision repair factor 2 complex; cytoplasm
Molecular function (GO): single-stranded DNA binding; damaged DNA binding
Source: RefSeq, a predicted model, not a curated record
AAAAGCAAGUCCUUCUAAUGAGAAAAAAAUUGCUUCCAAAGAUAAAAAUGUAUUUAAAAAAGAGGAAAGAUCUCUCAGUGUAAUACGUCAGGAGUUAAAUUCUAGUAGCAGUGAAGAUGAGGAGGAAAGCCCUAGUAUUACAAAACAGAAGAUUAAUAAAACUAAUAAAAAAAUGAAUGAUGUACGGAGUAAAGUGCAAAAGAAAGGAAGAAGCACCAAAGCUGUGGAUACUAGUGAUUGUGAUUUUGAGCCAUCUAAAGCUAAUAGCUCAAAGAAGAAGUCGGUGGACCGUAGAGUCUUGUCUUCUGAUGAAGAUAAUAGUCCUAAUAAAAUUGGAAACGAUUUCUGGGCUGAAGUCUUUUUAGAAGCAGAAGAAAAGUGGAUCAGUGUGGAUUUAAGGAAAGGCAAAAUCCACUGUAUACAACAGCUUUUUAGAGGAGCGACACAGCCAGUGCGCUACAUAGUGGCAUGGGACGAUGCGGGGGCUUUGAAAGAUGUGACACGCCGAUACGCACCACAGUGGAUGACAGUGACACGGCGCCAGCGGGUGGAUGAAAACUGGUGGCGGGAAACUAUUGCUCCUUACGCGCCGUGUCCCUCACUCAGAGAGAAGGAGGAGGAUGAAGAUCUCGACAGGCAACUUCAUGACAAACCUCUACCAACAACCGUGAGUGAGUAUAAAAACCACCCUUUAUAUGCCCUGCGCCGCCACUUGCUCAAGUUCGAGGCCAUCUAUCCACCUGAUGCGUUACCGAUGGGAUUUGUACGUGGUGAACCAGUGUAUUCGCGUAGCUGUGUCGUCGAUCUGCACACACGCGAAACCUGGAUAAAGGAGGCCAAGCUCGUGCGUCGUAAUGAGGAGCCGUACAAAAUUGUCAAGGCCAGACCUAAGUGGGACAAGGUGAGCCAGACCGUGAUCAACGACUUGCCGCUACCUCUGUUCGGCCAUUGGCAGGUGGAGGAUUACAUCCCACCGCCAGCUGUUGACGGCAAGGUUCCGAGAAAUGAAUACGGCAAUGUAGAGCUCUACAAGCCUUGCAUGCUGCCUGCAGGCACAGUCCACCUUCAAGUGCCUCAACUUGCUCGCGUAGCACGCAAGCUUGGCAUCGACUGUGCACCGGCUGUCGUGGGCUGGGAGUUCAGUGGAGGAGGCAGUCACCCAGUCCUUGAUGGCUUCAUUGUGUGCGAGGAGUUCAAAGAGACUCUGUUGAAUGCUUGGGAUAAGGAAAUGGAUGAGUCUGCCAAGCGAUCCAAAGAAAAGUUGGAAGCCAAGGUCUACGGCAACUGGAAACGGCUUAUCAAGGGGCUGUUGAUAAGGGAACGGCUCAAGACGAAAUACAACUUUGGUGUACCAGUCACUGAGAAGAAAAAGAAACCUAAACCGAGUACCUCAACAUCAUAGCUGAAGCUUUUUACUUUACAUUUAAGUUUUUCUUUUAAGAAUGAAUGAUUUUGAAUCAAAAUAUGUAAAUACACAUAGGUUAAGUACUCUUUUUUAUAUUUGUAUAUAGCAAAUAUUGCUGCAGCAAUAAAGAAAUUGUACCAUGGCUAACAAUAGAUCUAAUCUAUGUCAAAAAUGUAACCUAUUUUCAGAACUCUGCUGAUUCUUUUUGUAUAUUUUUUAUUACAUCACUAGAAUUAUAAGCUCAAAUGAAGUCGUAAAAUAUAAAUACGCAUAGUUGUAUUGUUCAGAAGUGUAGAUUACAAUCAUAAAAUUGUACAUAUUUUUUCUGAUGAUUUAACAAUAAAAUAUCAGAAGGAAUAUCUGUAAAAUAAUGAAUAAAUAUCACAAUAUGACUUUAAUUACUAUUUUAAUAAAUAAAAUGUUAAUAAAUUUUGUUAUUUAAAUUGUAAGUUUGUGUGUAUUUAAAUAGCUUUAAGCAACUUUAGAUAGUUGUAAUUUUGUCACAAAUGUAGAAAUAUAUAAAUAUAGUAUUUUUUAUUUGUAA